Messenger RNA from Phascolarctos cinereus (koala), 957 nucleotides. RefSeq names its product olfactory receptor 51G2-like. Lineage: Eukaryota; Metazoa; Chordata; Mammalia; Diprotodontia; Phascolarctidae. Gene Ontology annotation, molecular function: G protein-coupled receptor activity; olfactory receptor activity. Gene Ontology annotation, cellular component: plasma membrane. Gene Ontology annotation, biological process: G protein-coupled receptor signaling pathway. The record is from RefSeq and is a predicted model, not a curated record.
AUGGCCAACUCCAAUGACAGUAAUGCACUGUCCUCUACAUUCUACCUUAUAGGAAUCCCUGGCUACGAGGCAGCUCACUGCUGGAUUUCCAUCCCCUUCUGUUUCCUUUAUCUGAUUGGGAUAGUUGGUAAUAGCACCAUUCUUCACAUCAUUCGGACUGACCCAAACCUCCAUGAGCCCAUGUAUUACUUUCUCGUGCUGUCCUUUACUGAUAUGGGUAUGUCCCUUUCCACGCUGCCCACUGUGCUCAGGAUCUUCUGGUUCAAUGCCAAUGAGAUCACCUUUGAUGCCUGUGUGACCCAAAUGUUCUUCAUCCACUCUCUGUCACUGAUGGAGUCAGCUGUACUCCUGGCCAUGGCCUUUGACCGCUAUGUGGCAAUCUGUAUUCCUCUGAGGUAUGCCACCAUCCUCACCCCACAGCGCAUUAUUCACACAGGAGUGAUUUUAUUUCUUAGAAGUACUGCCCUCUUACCACCCUUGCUCAUUCACCUGUUGUGGUAUCCUUUCUGUGACUCCCAUGAACUCUCUCACUCAUUCUGUCUACAGCAAGAUAUGAUUAGGUUGGCUUGUGCUGACACCACCUUCAAUGCCAUGUAUGGUCUGGCUUUGGUUAUAUUUUUCUGGGGUGUGGACUCCCUAGGAAUAAUUGUCUCCUAUAUCUUCAUCCUCCGUUCUGUGCUGAGCAUCGCAUCCUGGGAGGAACGCCUCAAGACCCUCAACACAUGUGCCUCCCAUAUCUGUGCUGUCCUCAUUCUCUAUGUGCCUAUGAUUGGGCUGUCCAUGGUACAUCGCUUUGCCAAGCACUCCUCCCCUCUUGUUCACAUCCUCAUGGCCAACAUUUACCUGCUGGUGCCUCCCGUGAUCAACCCCAUCAUCUACAGUGUCAAGACUAAACAGAUACGUCGUAGGAUCCUCCAGCUGCUGGCACCGCAGAAAAGUCUCUCUGCCUUCAGGUGA